GAUUUUAUUACUUAAAAAAACCAAAAUAAAAAUGCAUUAAAUUUCAGUAUAGAAUAUCAUUUAGAGUAGUGAACAAGAGUUUGGAAUUUUAAGAGUAACAAAGAAAAAAGUAAAAAACAAAGAGAAAAAAGAAAAAGGUAAAAAAAAAUCCAUUGGCGUAUGGUUUCGGUGGCCGUGGUGAGGAACAUGGAUUCUGCUCUCAGGUUAGAAAGGCUGUGCGGUUGGUGAAUCUGCGAGUUCGGCGGUCUGUGCGUCGAGUGUGGCAGCCCUUUUUCGUCGAGUGACGAUCGUUUUUAUUCCGGGUCUCCUAGGGCGAAAAUAUGACAAUGGUCUCGAAAACUGCCCUGGGGAUCGCCGCCGGCAUCUUUGGCACCCUCUUCGUCGGCUACUGUGUCUAUUUCGACAGGCAGAGGAGGAGCGACCCUAACUUUAAGAAGAAACUCAAAGAAACCUCACUGUGUUUGAUUACAGGAAGGAAAGCCAACAAAAUGAAAUCACAACAGAAAAAUCAGACUAAGUUCCCAGACUUGGCGAACCAUGAAGCAAUACAAGCUUUCUUCCUUCAUCAAGUUCAGUUAGGAGAAGAACUUUUGGGUCAAGGAGAUGUUGACGGAGGUAUCGAACAUCUCUGCAAUGCCGUCACCAUCUGUGGCCAACCAAACCAAAUCCUUGAAAUAUUACAACAGACACUGCCUCCAAAUUUGUUCCUUACUCUUUUGCAGCGACUUCCAAAUUCAAGUCAGAGGGUCAUGGAAGGUGGAGAAAACACACUGGUUGAAGACGAUGUUGAAUAAUUUUAAACUAAAUGUAGCAAAAUUAAGUAGGAACGUUUUUUUUGUUUGUUUUAAAAAUUUAUUUACUUAGUUUUACUUCCACUCAAAUUUUAUUGAGGUGUAAAUUUGUUCUUUUUUUUAGUCAUAAAUUAAAAAAAAAGUAUUUUUCAUUUUUGUUUUUAUUUUGAUAUAUUGUAAACUAAAAUGGUAUUGAAUUCAUGCCAUUUCUAACAAAACACCUUUAAACUAACAAAUUAACUGAGAGUUUUGUAAAUAUUGUUUUCUGUUUUGUCUGUUUUUAAUAUUUCUUCAUUAAGUGGAACUUGCUAAGCUGUUAUAGAAAAAUAAGGAAUAUGAACAGAAGUUAGUAGUUGAUAGAAGUCAACAAGGACUAUAGCAAUUUAGAUGAAAUUGUGUAGAAAGACCUUUACAUUUCUCAUGGCCAUGAUGAAUAAAUCUUAUAGAAAUGUUUAAGGGAUUCAAGUUAAAAAACAAAAGUUGUUAAUUUUCUUAAAUAUAAGCGUUUGAUUUGUGUACUUGGUGGUCUAUCAGGCAGAAGAAAUGUAGCGAUUUCUACAAUAUUUCAAUUUACCCAAAUCAAGAAGGGUUUAAGGGGAUUCAGAUGGCAUAAUGAUGAUUGUAUGAACACAGAGCAUAAUGAAUAUGUACAUGGUUGAAUAUAGUUAUAGUCACUUAAUGUCAUUACUCGCUGAAAAGUAAUGUAUAUUAGUCAUGUUAUGGUUUUGUCUUUUGAUCUUUCGGAAUGUAAGUCUUGAAUUGCUGAACUGAGACUCUUUCUAGAUGAUCUGGCCAUUUUAAGAUUUACUUAAAAAAUGGAGGCUUUGGAGCAAAUUAGUAAAUAAAUGAAUAGAUGGCUGAAGAGGUCAUAGUAGUUCAGCCUGUAAAAUAUAUAAAAUAGAGAGGAAUUUUGUUAAAAUAUGUUAGCAUGAUAAAGUUAUUGAUACGCUUUGAUAAUAAUGCUCUGGUUUUUCAUUCUAAUAAAGACAAAUUAAUUUUUAAAAUUAAUAUUUAUCUAUUUGUAAUGUUUGUUUUUUACAACAAUAUUUUUGUCACACUAUAUAAGUGUAAGCGAUGCACACUCAAAUGGAUAUAUUUUCCUGAAAUUGUUGUUGAGACUAAAAAUAAAAUUAUAUUCAUUUA
Cimex lectularius (bed bug) is the source of this 1934-nucleotide messenger RNA. RefSeq names its product mitochondrial import receptor subunit TOM20 homolog. Gene Ontology annotation, molecular function: transmembrane protein transporter activity. Lineage: Eukaryota; Metazoa; Arthropoda; Insecta; Hemiptera; Cimicidae. The transcript is spliced from 4 exons. Gene Ontology annotation, cellular component: mitochondrial outer membrane; mitochondrial outer membrane translocase complex. The coding region runs from base 321 to 794 and encodes 157 amino acids. The record is from RefSeq and is a predicted model, not a curated record. Gene Ontology annotation, biological process: protein targeting; protein import into mitochondrial matrix; tRNA import into mitochondrion.